Molecule: messenger RNA, 404 nt
Organism: Orbicella faveolata
Lineage: Eukaryota; Metazoa; Cnidaria; Anthozoa; Scleractinia; Merulinidae
Source: RefSeq, a predicted model, not a curated record
UUUAUCUGCAUUGCACAAUGACAACGUGUCGAAGAAAGGAGCUGCCCUAUCCAGAUGUGUUCAACUGCAGAACACAAGCACAGCACUGCCCAUACCAAGAGGAAACUGACAUCACAGCUGGUCCCUUUGUGGUGUGGCCAGUGGGUUUUAAGCGGGAUCGAAAGAACCUGGAGAGAAAAGCAAAGCCAUCCGAACGCACAGAGCAAGAAGCUGCAGUACUCUCAAAUAAAGACAGUAAUCAAGUGUGCCUGAACUUCCUUCACAUCACGUUUGCAUCGACUGCUUCCUUUGCCCUUGGUGUGAUGACGAUCUUGUUAAUACUCCUUCUGAAGUGGUACAAGGAAAGAAACAAGCAAACCGAAAUGGAGGUGCAGGUGUGAAACGGCUGAGACGCCGGACGCGAA